Messenger RNA from Anolis sagrei ordinatus, 3928 nucleotides. It is a transcript of the gene DMBX1, whose product is annotated as diencephalon/mesencephalon homeobox 1. The record is from RefSeq and is a predicted model, not a curated record. Gene Ontology annotation, molecular function: RNA polymerase II transcription regulatory region sequence-specific DNA binding; DNA-binding transcription factor activity, RNA polymerase II-specific. Lineage: Eukaryota; Metazoa; Chordata; Lepidosauria; Squamata; Anolidae. Gene Ontology annotation, biological process: regulation of transcription by RNA polymerase II.
CUUGGCAGGAGCCGGAGAGGAGAGGGGAGAAGUGGGGCCAGCGAAAGCUCUCCUUCCUUCCUUCCUUCCUUCCUUGACUCCUUCUGCGGCCCAAGAGAGUCCCGCACCUGCUUCGCUUUCCUUCCUACCAUCCCUGGCCCUAAAGGGACGGGGAAGGAGCCCGAAAAAGCUGGAAAGGUCCGCUCCCUCCUCGCCUGAGAGGGAAGCCUCCCAGAGAAAAGGGUCGCCCUCGGAGGAAGAGGAGGAGGAGGACAGUCGGCGGAGAGGUCUUGUGUCACCAUGCAGCAUUAUGGAGUAAAUGGCUAUUCUCUCCACGCUAUGAAUUCCUUGAGCGCCAUGUACAACCUUCACCAGCAAGCAGCACAGCAAGCUCAGCAUGCCCCAGACUACAGACCAUCGGUGCAUGCCCUCACGCUGGCAGAGAGAUUGGCUGACAUCAUUUUGGAGGCCCGUUAUGGCUCCCAGCACCGCAAACAGAGGAGAAGUCGCACAGCUUUUACAGCCCAGCAGCUGGAAGCCCUGGAGAAGACUUUUCAGAAGACCCACUAUCCAGAUGUGGUCAUGAGGGAAAGACUGGCAAUGUGUACAAAUCUGCCAGAAGCAAGAGUACAGGUUUGGUUUAAGAACCGAAGAGCUAAGUUCCGGAAGAAGCAGCGUAGUCUGCAAAAGGAGCAACUACAGAAACAGAAAGACUCUGAAGCCAGCCACAGUGAGGGCAAAGCAGAGACCCCCGUCUCUGAAGCACAGACUCCAACUCCUGAUGAAGACAAAUCUCUGAAUUUGCCAAGUGAGGUAAACACAGAGCUCAACCUGACUCUGUCAGAGCAGUCAGCCAGCGAGUCAGCAGCUGAGGACCAAACGGACAGAGAGGAGGAAUUCAAGAUAUCAGUGGAGGAGAACAAAGUUGAGAAGAGCCCUGGAGCAGAAAGCAAAACCCUGAAUAGCAAGAGGGCAAGCCCAAAAGCAGAUUCCCCCAUCAGCGCUGCGGCCACGCCAUCUUCCAGCAGCAGCCUGUCUCAGAGCCACUCCUAUUCCUCCUCACCCCUCAGCCUCUUCCGCCUGCAAGAGCAGUUUCGCCAGCACAUGGCAGCCACUAACAACUUGGUCCAUUAUUCAUCCUUUGAAAUGGGGAGCCCUUCUACGGUGCCAUACUUGGGCAUGAAUGUCAACAUGGCACCUCUAAGCUCUCUGCACUGCCAGUCUUACUACCAGUCACUCUCCCAUGCCCAGCAGAUGUGGUCUUCCCCUAUCCUCCAAGCCUCCUCUUCUCUCCCAAGUCUGAACAGUAAAACAACCAGUAUUGAGAACCUACGUCUGCGUGCCAAGCAACACGCUGCCUCUCUGGGGCUGGAUACUUUACCAAACUGAGCUUCAGGCAGACAAAGAAAAAGAAAAACCAUGGUAAGAGCCCAGACCUCAGCUUACAACGUACAAGGAAACACACCAUGUCUUUGCUACUUGAAUGGGCUGAUGUUUGACAUGCAACACACAGCUCUCCAUGUUCUCCCUCAUUAGGAUGCGUCCUUUCAUAGGGAAACAUUGAUGUAAUUCUGGUUUCUGCACUGGGCAUUGCUACUGCCUGUUCCCACUGAUCCAUUAAAAAAGAUACUACUGAAAGGACAGAUGUUUUAAAUGUGAAAUUGUCUUCAAAACUGUGAGUCAAAUAUGUAAUAUUUGGAAAGAUUCUUUUGAUGAUGCUAUGAUAAAUGUUAGUUGCUUUGUUUCUCUGGGGAGAAGAGAAGAGAAAGCCCUGAUGUACAUAGUUUAUAUGAUAUUGGCGAUGUUCCUUCACUUGUGUUUUAACGUCAGUGUUGCCUUAUGCAGAAUUGUGAAGCACUUCCCUUUUCAUUUCUUUUAUAAUUAUACUUAUACAGUAGAUAGAAACAACACUGUAAUCAGAAAACUAAAGAAAAGAAACUAAUCUCUUGUUGACCUCAUGUGGUCUAAGAUCCAGGUUCAGUUUAACAUAAAAAUAUUAUGUAAUCUCAGUGGCAUUUUCUCCUACCACCCAUUGUAAUCAGCACACAGUCUAGGACACCAUUAUGGUUUAGUUCCUAUCCCAUCUUCGGACAGGAAAGUAUCCAUCUUUAAAACAUUUAUUGAAAUGAAAGGUAUGGAAGCAAGGAAAGCUGUAGAAUUUUUUUUUCACAUAUCCCAAAGAUUUUUUUUUCAAUUUUUUGGUUCACUGAAAUGUACAAAGUUUGCUCUUUGUGAUUUGUGUGAGUGUGUUAAAGCAUUUGAGACAGAUUUGGAAAAUGAAGAACAGCUAAAGAACAUGGAAUGUCCUCUGUGCUUUUUUCAUCAGCUGAAUUCAGGGCUGGCCACAGCUUAUUUUGCUGAUUUUAAGUCAAAUGAAUAGCAAAGGUCAUCCCCUACUCAAGUUUUUUUGGUGUCAAGAGAACACCUAUUCAUGUCACCACCAGUAAGCAUAAUAAUACAUUGUAUUUCCUUGACAUCCAAACUCAGCUGUCUGAGAAAAUUAUUACUGUAUUUGCUUAACAGAGGAUCAAUUCUGGGUUCUGUAAUAAGCAGAGAGAUAAAAUGAAUUAGUUACAACAACCCCACACUUCCCAUAGCAAUUUACUGCUGGCUUCAGAUGUAAACACCUGCAAAAAGAAUUGAGAUCUACAAAAUUGGUCAUGAACCUAAAAGUACCCCUAAAAUUGAGUCAUUUUGAUGAUUUCAAUUGAUUUACAACAAGAAAGCCUAAAUCUGGAGUCAACCCACUGAAUUUGUUACAGCAGUGGCAACAGAAAACUAAUGAUUGCAUUUGUAUGGUAUACACUAUGCAGUGCAUCUGCUAUGCAUUAACGUUAUUAGACUUCCAUAUUAAAUUAUUAGAUGGGCUAGGAUUCAGCAGGCAGAGGACCUCUAGAAGAUCAUAGUUUGAGAAUCAUUAUUGAAAAUACUCAACCAUCUGUUGUCCUCAGCAAUAAUGGAUAACAUGGUUAUCAUUUUGUUUCCCAUCAUACUUUUAUCUAUACAACAUGUAGUGCCCACAUAUUUUUCCCCUUCAAAUGAUGGGGUCUCCUCAGUAUGAACUGAGCAUUCCUUAUCUGAAAUACUUGGGACCAGAAGUUUUUUGAUUUUUAGAUUUUUGCCAGAUUUUGAAAUACCUGUAUUUGCAAAUAUGGAAGAUAUACAGCGAAAUAUUUUGGAAAUGAAACCCUUCUAAACACACAACUCAUUCAUGUUUUGUAUACACCUUAUAAAAUAGACUAAAGGUAAAUUUAUACAAUAUUUUUAAUAAUUUUGUGCAACAAAAUUGGUUUACUUCAAACAUAAAAAGCAAAGGUGUCAGUAUAUCAUGCCCUGCCUCCUGCACAGAGGAAGGACUGCUUAAAGCUACAGACAAUGCGGUUGCUGUUGCCCAUUUUUGCUCUAAAAUUAUUUAGCUGCUUGUGCUUCCUUUAUUUUAUCAGUUUUUAUAUGUAUUCAUUUAUACAUACAAUGCUUUUGACACAAAAUAAAUAAAAUAUAUCAACGACCCAUGUGGGCAAUUAUGGAGGAUUUCAGAAGUCUGAAAAAGGGAUGCUCAGCUUAUGUCUUUAACGGUACCGAGUAGAACAAAUUAAAUUGAACGCUUAUGACUUUUAGGUGUAAUUAAAAAAACUUAAAUUUAAAAAACUUAAAUUUAAAAAAACUUAAAUUAAAUCAGAGUGGCCUUCAGUUUCACUUUCUGAUACUCAAAGGUCAUCUUUCAUGUAGAUUAAUGCCAUAUAACUGAUGCCAUCUUUUAGACAUUGGGCAUUUGCACAAAUUUCCCCAUAUAUUUCACAGCAUAAAUUCAAGAGGAAAGAUCCCAGUUCAAUUUCAUUGUAAGAUUUUUUUUCAAAUUUAUUUUAACAUCAAUGAGUGGAUAGUGGGAAGAUCUUAACAACUGAAGAACAACUGAACCAUUGGUAUGUAUGUGUAUGGGGUCGCCCCC